AUGUCUGGCCAGGACCCUGAGGAGUUUGGAGCAGAAAUCCUGUCAGAAAAGUCUCGGAUGAUCCCUGGGCUCCCUCCUUAUGACAUGGAUGAGCAGCUCCUCCCCAGGGAGCCCCGCAGCCCCUGGUGCUGCCUGGCAUGGACCCUGGUGAUAGGAACCAUGAACUGCCUGCUGUUCCUGCUGAAUUUGCUCCUGAUGUUGGUUAUUUUCACCGUUGUGCUGCUUCCUACCAUCGUGGUGGUUUACUUUGGCUUCCAGUGCCACUCCCAGGUGCUGCACUCCUCUGCCCGCUACUGCAAGAGCAUCUUGGACGACAACAGCUCCUCUGCCCUCAUCAUCCUGGGCUUUGUCAUCAUGUCCCCGCUGCUCGUGGUGGCCAUGGCCAUUUAUUGCAGCCUGGCCCGGCGCCUGCAGCUCCUCGUGUGCUUCCAGCCCUUCAGCCUGGCUGUCUACAAGGGGGGACACUGCUGUCACCCCAGGGAUGGGGGUCUGUGCUGUGCCAGGGGCUGCAACACCCAGCUCAAAGCCUGGGUGUGA
Messenger RNA from Sturnus vulgaris (Common starling), 537 nucleotides. It is a transcript of the gene TMEM278, whose product is annotated as transmembrane protein 278. Lineage: Eukaryota; Metazoa; Chordata; Aves; Passeriformes; Sturnidae. Gene Ontology annotation, cellular component: plasma membrane. Gene Ontology annotation, molecular function: PDZ domain binding. The record is from RefSeq and is a predicted model, not a curated record.